AAACAACCAUAUGUUAAAAAAAAAAAAUCAGCCCCCUUUUUUUCCGUUCCCAAAAUUUUGAACUCCAAAGAGUUCAAAUCCGUAAUCAGAAAAAAAAAAAAAAAUUCAUACUAAAAUCGGAAAGCGCAGGUGAAAACUUUACUGGCAACACUGUCGGUUCUUCACCUCACAUCUCGAAUCCUUCCUCAACGGCUUCUGUCGGUUUGCUUCAGUUCAAAGAUUUCCUUUUUUGGUGUUUUAUGCAUAUAUUUUCUAUGUAAAUUUAGGUGAUAUAUUGGCUCAGUAUUAUGUCGCUGUUGAGUAGAUUUUUCUAUAGAAGGCCCCCAGAUGGGUUGCUGGAACUUGAUGAUAGAGUAUAUGUUUUUGAUUCUUGUUUUUCGACUGAAGUACUGCAUGAGGGAAUUUAUCAGCUUUACUUGCACGAAAUCAUAAAUGAACUACAUGAAGAAUUUCCAGAUUCCUCCUUUCUUGCUUUCAAUUUCAGAGAAGGCGAGAAAAGGAGCCAGUUUGCUGAGAUUUUAUGCGAGUAUGAUGUGACUGUAAUGGAUUACCCAAGGCAAUAUGAGGGCUGUCCUGUACUGCCAUUGUCAUUGAUACAUCAUUUUCUAUGUAUCUGUGAGAGUUGGCUCUCUCUUCAAAAUCAUAACAAUGUAAUUUUGUUACACUGUGAGAGAGGUGGUUGGCCCCUUCUAGCCUUCAUUUUGGCCAGUUUCUUGGUUUUCAGAAAGUUACAAAGCGGAGAGAGAAAAACUCUCGAGAUGGUUUAUCGUGAGGCACCUAAAGGUUUAUCGCAAUUGUUGUCACCUUUGAACCCAUUCCCUUCUCAGCUUCGUUACCUGCAAUAUAUAUCAAGAAGAAAUAUAUCUCCCGAGUGGCCUCCUCCUGAACAAGCUCUUUCUCUGGAUUGCCUCAUUCUUCGUGCCAUUCCAAGAUUUGACAAUCAAAAAGGGUGUAGGCCAAUUGUGCGCAUUUUUGGAAGGAACCUUCUCAGCAAGGAUGGAUUGUCAACUCAUAUGUUGUACUCCAUGCCGAAGAAAGGUAGAGGCCUUCGACAUUAUCGCCAGAAGGACAGUGAUGUCAUCAAGAUUGAUAUUCAGUGUUUGGUGCAAGGAGAUGUAGUUUUGGAGUGUGUCCACUUAGACCUGGAUCCUGAAAGGGAAGUCAUGAUGUUCCGUAUUGUGUUUAACACUGCUUUUAUUCGCUCUAACAUUUUGAUGUUAAACUGCGAUAACCUGGAUAUUCUAUGGGAUUCAAAGGCACGCUAUCCAAAAGGCUUUCGAGCUGAGGUUUUAUUUGGUGAUGUUGAGAGCAUAUCUCCACUAAAAGCUCCCACUGCAGCUCUCAAUGGUGAGGAGACUGGUGGACUUCCUAUUGAAGCCUUUUCAAGGGUACAAGAACUUUUUAGUGGUGCUGAUUGGGUUGAUACUGGUGAUGAUGCUGCUUUGUGGUUGUUUAAACAGCUAUCGGUGCUGAAUGAUAUGAAAGAUUUGUCAAUUUUGCAAAGUAGGAUGAGUGGGUAUUCAUCCCCAUUUGAUUCUGAAGAAGAAAAUAAUGCAUCGAGCAUUGCCGACAGUUUGGAUUUUCUGGACUCAGAGAAAGCUAGUAGUAUUAGUUAUGCUAAUACAACAGAUGUCAACUUUUUAGAUGAACAGGAUUCAGCUUCUGAUGGAACUUCUGAUCCCAAGAUUUCUGAGGGUCAAAUGAAGCUUUCAAAGUCAGAUCUUGGUCCUGUUCAGUCUCUUUCUGAAAGUAACUGUCAAUUGGAUACUGCCAUUUCUCCUGAACGUUUAAAGGGAGUUCAAAUUUGCGAUACAAGGACUUCCUCUUCUUCUCCGCUACCUUCACCACCUCCGUCACCUGCCUCUGUGAUUUCUAGUAUAAAAGUUACUCAAUCAUCAGCUCCAUCUCCCCCUUCACCACCCUCUCUGUUUGGUUCUCCUAGCAAGGAGGUCUCAUUACCUCCUCCACCUCCUCCACCACCUCCACCUCCUCCUAUAAUUGGUGUCCCUUCUUCUGUCCCACGUACUCCUCCGCUUCCACCACUUGCAAGUUCUAAUAGAUCACCUCCACCUCCACCUCCACCACCACCACCACCUUCAAUUGGUAGCCAUAGAGAACAUUCACCGCCAAUACAACCUACUUCUUCAACUUCCCCUGAUAGCUUUUCUAGAGGACCUCCGCCACCUCCACCACCUCCACCACUUCCUAAUAAGAGCUUUUUAUGCUCUUCUGCUCCUCCACAUCCACCUCCUGUCCCUACAUUUUCUACUUCUAGAAGUGCCUUGCCUCCGCCUCCACCUCCACCUCCUCCUCCUCCUCCUCGGGGUCCAUCUAACUGUAAUUUAUCAGCUCCAGCUCCACCCCCUCCCCCUCCCCCUUUCAUGUCAUCUAAGUGUUCACCCUUGCUUUGUGUAACUUCCCCGCCUCCCCCACCUCCCCCGCUUACCCCUUCAGCCCUUUCCAAAGGCCCUCCACCUCCACCUCCACCUCCACCUCCGUCCUCUACUUCAAAUAGGCCAACUCUGUUGGCACCUCCACCGCCACCGCCUCCACCUCCGUCUUCUACGUCAAAAAGGCCAACUUCGUUGGCACCUCCACCUCCACCACCUCCACCUCCACCUCCAUCCUCUACGUCAAAUAGGCCAACUCCGUUGGCACCUCCACCGCCACCGCCUCCACCUCCAUCCUCUACGUCAAAUAGGCCAACUCCGUUGGCACCUCCACCACCACCGCCUCUACCUCCGCCUUCUUCAUCAAAUAGGCCUACUCCGUUGGCACCUCCACCGCCACCACCUCCACCGUCAAACAAUUCUACAAGGCCACCUGCACCUCCUCCACCUCCUUUGGGAGUUCCUAGGCAAGGUUCCACUCCACCAGCACCUCCACCAGCACCAAAGGCUCCUAAUGCUCCACCACCCCCUAGGCGGGGUUUGACACCCACUCCACCUCCCCCGCCUGGUGGAAAGGGCCUUAGUGUGCCAGCGCCACCACCUCCAUCUACCGGACGUGUAAGAGCCUCUGUAGGUUCAACUGCUCUAGGGAAAGGGCGAGGUACAGGAGGCACUUCAAUUCCUCCAAAAAAAGCUUCAUUGAAGCCCUUACAUUGGUCGAAAGUUACACGGGCUAUGCAAGGGAGUUUAUGGGCUGAUACACAAAACAAGGAAAAUACUUCCAGAGCACCUGAAAUUGAUAUUACGGAGCUUGAGAAUUUGUUUUCAGUGGCUUCAGCUACUGAUGGCACUAGCAAAGGCGGAGGUCGACGUGGUUCAAAAAUCAACAAACCAGAAAAAGUGCAAUUGAUUGAUUUGCGCAGGGCAUACAAUUGUGAAAUCAUGCUUACAAAAAUCAAGAUUCCCCUGCCUGAUAUGCUUAAUGCUAUUUUGGCUUUGGAUUCAUCAGCUCUGGACAUUGAUCAGGUUGAAAAUCUGAUAAAAUUUUGCCCAACAAAAGAAGAAAUGGAGACACUGAGGAACUAUAAUGGGGACAAGGCGAUGCUUGGAAAGUGUGAGCAGUUUUUCCUGGAGCUGAUGAAGGUCCCACGAGUUGAGUCCAAGUUACGAGUGUUUUCAUUUACUAUCACUUUCUCUAAUCAGGUGAAGGACUUGAGAAGUAACCUGAGUACAAUUAAUGAUGCUACUAGAGAGGUGAAAGAAUCUGCCAAAUUACGUCAGAUAAUGCAGACCAUUCUAACAUUGGGAAAUGCUCUGAAUCAGGGUACAGCACGAGGAUCUGCUGUAGGGUUCAAGUUGGACAGUCUUCUUAAGCUUUCUGACACUCGUGCGAGAAACAACAAAAUGACCUUGAUGCAUUAUCUGUGCAAGCUCCUUGCUGAGAAAAUGCCAGAGUUGCUUGAUUUUGACAAGGAUCUUCUUCACUUGGAAGCUGCUUCUAAGAUUCAACUGAAGUCUUUGGCUGAAGAAAUGCAAGCAGUGAGUAAAGGUCUUGAGAAAGUUGAACAAGAACUUACUGCAUCCGACAAUGAUGGUACAAUAUCUUCAGGAUUUCAGAAGGUGUUAAAGAAUUUCCUUGAUACUGCUGAGGCUGAAGUCAAGUCUCUCACUACUCUUUAUAUUGAAGUGGGAAGGAGUGCAGACUCCCUAUCCCUGUAUUUUGGCGAAGAUCCAGCUCGAUGCCCCUUUGAGCAAGUGACACAAAUUUUGGUGGUGUUCAUGAAGAUGUUUAAAAAAUCACGCGAUGAGAAUGAACAAGCAGCUGAUGCUGAAAAGAAGAAACUGGAGAAGGAAGCUUUGAAGGAACAAGUGGCUGCUAGUUCUUCUGGGAAGAAAGGAGUUGGUGACUCUGAUAGAGUAAAACUGAAUUUUUUAAAUCAGUUACAUGCUGUGUGAUCAGUUCAAAUCGUCCGAAGCUUAUACUACUCGAUGAACUGCCAGAAUCAGUCAAAAACUUUUUUUGAUGAUAGCAGCAGAGCCUUGGAAGGCUCUGUUGAUAUGCCACUGUACGAUUUAAGUUUUAUAGUUAGUUAUAUCUGUACAUAAUUUCCAUAGUUAAGUUGGCAUUAUUUUUUUGCCAUUUAAGAAUCGCGCACAAUUGCCAUUGUCACUACAUUUUUGUAUCUGAAUGUGGUAAAAACUGAGACCUCAAGCAUUGAAAGGGUUUCCAAGUUGUACAUAUUGAAGUUCCAUAUUGUAUCUAUGUAAUUUUUUUUUUAAAUUGCAGAUUCUAGUUAAUAGCAAUAGAAGUUUUUACUCUCAA
Molecule: messenger RNA, 4713 nt
Organism: Solanum pennellii
Lineage: Eukaryota; Viridiplantae; Streptophyta; Magnoliopsida; Solanales; Solanaceae
Product: formin-like protein 14
Exons: 18
Coding region: 288-4346 (1352 amino acids)
Source: RefSeq, a predicted model, not a curated record